This is a messenger RNA of Nycticebus coucang (slow loris), 3160 nucleotides long. Its product is annotated as histone PARylation factor 1-like. Gene Ontology annotation, molecular function: histone binding; poly-ADP-D-ribose binding. Lineage: Eukaryota; Metazoa; Chordata; Mammalia; Primates; Lorisidae. The coding region runs from base 826 to 1584 and encodes 252 amino acids. Gene Ontology annotation, cellular component: nucleus. Gene Ontology annotation, biological process: regulation of protein ADP-ribosylation; DNA damage response. The transcript has a single exon. The record is from RefSeq and is a predicted model, not a curated record.
UUUCAGUCCUGGCUUGGCGCCUGUGGCUCAAGCGGCUAAGGCGCCAGCCACAUACAUCUUAGCUGGCGGGUUCGAAUCCAGCCCGGGCCCACCAAAUAAUGACGGCUGCAACCAAAAAAUAGCCAGGCAUUGUGGUGGGCACCUGUAGUCCCAGGUACUUGGGAGGCUGAGGCAAGAGAAUCGCUUAAGCUCAAGAGUUAGAGGUUGCUGUGAGCUGUGAUGCCACGGCACUCUACCCAGGCGACAACUUGAGGCUCUCAAAAAAAAAAAAAGAAAAAGGGAGGGAUGAUCGGUGGCGGCGGGAAACGGAGGCCCGCCGGGCAGGGGUGGCAGGUACCGGCCGGAGGGCUGCGCGGCCGGUAGGGCGCUCUGGGUGGCAGCCAGGGCGCCAAGGAGCAGCACGUUCCCUACGUCUGCGGUUAUUGAGCAUCUGCUGUGUGCACGGGAGCUGUGGUCUGGGCAGCUGCCGGCUCUGCUGGGGCUGGGCUGGGCAGUAGCGAAUGAGCGUUUUACCGCACUUGUUUUGUUCCGGGUUGUAAUAGUGCUGUGUACACACUGAAGGACUUAACGCAUCCCAAGCUGUUAAGGAAUACUUAAGUGUGAAAAACAGUUGAUGUGAAGAAGAGUAAAUCCUGUGAAGCUGAUGUCUCCAGUGACCUUCGGAAAGAAGUAGAAAGUCCUUAUAAGCUCUCUCUACCUGAAGAUUUCUAUCACUUCUGGAAGUUCUGUGAGGAGCUUGAUGCUGAAAAGCCAGCUGAUUCACUUUCUGCAAGCCUUGGACUUCAGUUAGUGGGUCCUUAUGAUAUCCUUGCUGGAAGACAUAAAAUGAAAAAAUCAACAGGCCUGAAUUUUAACCUUCACUGGAGGUUUUACUAUGAUCCUCCUGAGUUCCAGACCAUUAUUAUUGGAGAUGAUAAAACUCAGUACCACAUGGGGUAUUUCAGGGAUUCUCCUGAUGAACUUCCUGAAUAUGUUGGUAUAAAUGAAGCAAAGAAAAGUUGUAUGAUUGUUCCUAGUGGAGAUAAUGUGUUUGCUGCAGUCAAAUUAUUUUUGAUGAAAAAACUUAAAGAAGUAACAGAUAAAAAGAAAAUUAACCUCUUGAAAACCUUAGAUGAAAAACUCACAGAAACAGCCAGAGAACUGGGAUACUCACUGGAACAGAAAACCAUGAAGAUGAAACAGAGAGAUAAAGUUGUGACAAAGACCUUUCAUGGUGCAGGCUUGGUUGUUCCCAUAGAUAAAAAUGACGUUGGGUACAGAGAGCUCCCUGAAACGGAUGGUGACCUCAAGAGAAUUUGCAAGAAAAUAGUUGAGGCUGCCAGUGACGAGGAGAGACUGAAAGCUUUUGCUCCCAUCCAGGAAAUGAUGACCUUUGUGCAAUUUGCAAAUGAUGAGUGUGACUAUGGCAUGGGCCUGGAACUGGGGAUGAACCUCUUCUGCUGUGGUUCCCAUUAUUUUCAUAAAGCUGCUGGCCAGCUUUUACCUCUUGCAUAUAAUCUUUUGAAGAGGAAUCUGUUUGCAGAAAUUAUUGAAGAUCACCUGGCAAACAGAAGUAAAGAGAACAUAGACCAGCUUGCAGCAUGAGUGGGGUGGCUUUGUUUGGUACAUGGUUAUUUUAAAGCAUUAGUAUUAAACUUGUGAUUUGUUUUUAAGUAAUAAAUUUAAAAAGUAAAUUAGAAACAUUUACUAAAAAAAAAAAAAGAAAAAGAAAUUUCAGUCCUACUUUAACUGCAAAACCUUAAGAAGUAUUGAUUGGAAUAGGGGACCUUGUUUAUGGAGUCUUUGUGUCUCCUGUUUUCCUACUCUUACUUGUAUUUAUUCAACAAAUAUUUUUGAUGAUUUGUUUUAUGCUUAGCGGCUUAUGUGUGCUGAGAAUAAUAAAGAAUAAGAAUAGGGCGGUGCCUGUGGCUCAAUGGGAUAGGGCGCUGGUCCCAUGUGCUGGAGGUGGUGGGUUCAAACCCAGCCCCAGCCAAAAAAAAAAGAACAAGAAUAAACAGAACAAAGGUUGUUUUUGGUUUCAGGGUUCAUUAUAGGUUAGGACAAAGGAAUAUGUAAGUGGGACCAGUUAGUACAUACUGUUUUAAUCUAGGCAAGCUAAAAUGGACUGUUGGAUUAGGUUGGUAAGAGUAGAAAUGGAGAAACGUGAGCUGGUUCAAUAGAUACUAAUGGAAUGGAAUCAGUAUAUCUUUGUGAUGUUUGGAUGUGAGGGAUAAGAGAGUAAUUAAAACUUUCUUUCCUCAUUACACCUAUAAAACUGUUUGUGUCAUUGACUGAAGAAAAUGGAAACUAAAGUGAGUUGAGGCUGGGACGUAGAUUGAUCAUGAGUUCAGUUUGUUGUUUUUUGUUUUUUUAUUCAGAGAUGAGGUCAUAUUGUAUUGCCCAAGCUGGUCUUGAACUCUGAGUUUAAGAGUUCCUCCUGCCUUAGCCUUCUCCCACUCCCCCCACCCGCAGUAGCUGGAAAUACAGGUACACACCAGUAUGCCCACCUCCAUGAGUUCGGUUUAUACGCGUUGCAUUUGAGAAGUCUUAAUAACAGUUUUAAGUUAGAAAUAGGUAUGUGUGUUUGGAGCUUAGUGGAGAGGUCAGUUCCUUUAGAAUGUUGACAUUACCCAUACAUUAAGGUAGGUAUAGGAAUGGUGAGGAAGACAUCAUUAAUGUCUUUAAUGAAUGAGGAAUGUAAUUAGGGUGUUUGUUCAAUGGCACAAUGAAGAGAGUUGGAUAGGGCUUUAGUUAAGUGGUUUAGAUGUCAAAGGAAUAAAUAGUGCUUUAUACAAGAGGGUGGGUUAGGGAUGGCCUGGAAGUAGUCAUGGGAAUAAAGAGCUCACUUCUUCACCCUGAAGGAUCUGGGAUAAGCAUAAAUAAAUAGCAUUUGAGAGGGCUUAGGGAAAGCAGUCUCAUCAGGAGAGAGCCAGUUUUCAUUAAUUCAAGGAGGUAAAAGGAGUAGUUAAGGAUAUGAAAAUCUGUACAAUGGAAAGGUUUAGAAAAUGUUUCAGAAUAUAUAUUUCCUUUCCUUGGUAAUUAUAUUAUGGAACCAAGUUUUAUAGAUUUAAAUCAACUAAUUUCACAUUUCUUGGAGUAGAUAAAAUUUUCAUUUCUUUUCCCAUUUUACUAUAGUUUUUACUUCCCAACAUUUUCUGCUUCUUAUAUAUUUAUUUUUCUA